Stylonychia lemnae is the source of this 333-nucleotide messenger RNA. The record is from the annotation of a GenBank genome assembly. NCBI's taxonomy places the organism in Eukaryota, Ciliophora, Spirotrichea, Sporadotrichida, Oxytrichidae.
AUGAAUGGUCACAGAAGAAAUGAAAAUGGAUCUUAAAGAAUAACAGUUCUUUGGAAAGAUUCCACUGCAAACACUAAUUAUAUGAAAAAGAUUAUGAGCUUUGCCAAUUCAGCUGUAUCUUGCAAGAAUGAAGUCUCUAUAAGGAAAUUAGUAACAUUUUCUUCCAAAAAAAGUGAUAGACCCUACUCAAGUCAAGGAAUCUAAGUUCAGCUAAAAAAAGUUAAUCUGUCCAUGAGGGUAAUCAGAAUAAAUGUCUAAGCCAGCAUCAUAGUGUAAAUGGGAAACUUGGAUUUAAUGUUGGAGAGUAUUUUGAUGAUAUUGAGCGGUAACUGA